UCUAAACAUUCUAUAGUCCAAACUAAACUGGAUUAAUAUUAGCCGUCGAAUUCCUUUCUCAAUCGUAUCUUUUAUUUUUCAACUUUAUAUUCCUAAAAAAAGAAAGAUAGAAAGGAAACAUUCGAUUCUAGUAGGGUUUCGGAAUCAGUUCCAUAGACAGAGAAGGGAAACGCCAUCAUAAGAGUUAGGAAUUCAUACCAAGCCCUUCCCAUUGCCAUUAAAGAAGAGAAAUUCUCCUCUUCUAUUACGAACGAUUUUAUAUUGUUAGGGUUUUAACUGUUGAUUUGAACUUCUUCGAGAAAGAGAGAUGGGAAGAGGAAAGUUUAAGGGUAAACCUACUGGAAGGAGACACUUCUCUACCCCGGAAGAGAUGCUUGCUGGCACCUCUUCUCGUCCUCGCACUUUCAGACAAGAGGAAGCUGAAGAGGUAGAAGAAGAAAUAGAAUCAGAAUCUGAAGAGGAGUCUGGAGAUGAAUCCGAGAAGCGGAAGGGCACUGAGGGAGUUAUGGAGAUUUCAAAUCCCAAUAUUGUAAAGAAGAAGAAUCUGAAAGCUAGAGAUGUUGACCUCGAGAAAACGACUGAACUCUCAAGGCGUGAAAGGGAAGAGAUAGAAAAACAGAAAUCUCAUGAACGAUGGAUGAAGAUGCAGGAACAGGGGAAAACAGAGUCAGCAAAAAAAGACCUGGAGCGUUUGGAACUGAUACGACAACAAAGGGCAGAGGCUGCUAAGAAACGAGAAGAAGAGAAAGCUGCAAAAGAGUCGAAGAAGGUUGAAGCUCGCAAAUAAAAUCUUUCAUAUAGUGCUGCCACUAAAACUUUGUUGGGAGCAGCUGUCCUUUGCAUGUUUUUAAGUUCUUUCUCAAAACUAGUUACACAAAUGUUCAGUUAUAUCCUAGUUAUGGCUGUGUUUGAUUUGAAAAAUCGAUCUUAUUACUUGAAAUAUUGGACGUUGUUAUGGUGAUAAAUUAAAAUUGUCAAACUUUUAUGACAGACGGGGGAUGCAUUGAUUUUGUUUUUGA
Papaver somniferum (opium poppy) is the source of this 1019-nucleotide messenger RNA. RefSeq names its product 28 kDa heat- and acid-stable phosphoprotein-like. The transcript is spliced from 8 exons. Gene Ontology annotation, molecular function: RNA binding. The record is from RefSeq and is a predicted model, not a curated record. Bases 308 to 787 code for a protein of 159 amino acids. Lineage: Eukaryota; Viridiplantae; Streptophyta; Magnoliopsida; Ranunculales; Papaveraceae. Gene Ontology annotation, cellular component: cytosol.